Molecule: messenger RNA, 359 nt
Organism: Staurois parvus
Lineage: Eukaryota; Metazoa; Chordata; Amphibia; Anura; Ranidae
Source: the annotation of a GenBank genome assembly
CGGGUCAGAAACAAUCAGGCAGAAAGGUACAAUGGGAGCAGGCAGAAGAAUGGUCAGGAAUAGCUGGGGUCAGUGCUGGGGUCAGUGCAGGCAGAGUUCUAUCAGAGUCAGAGUCAAGCAGGAGAGUCGAGCAGGCAGGAGACAGGAUACAGGAAACAGGGCACAUGGGAAACAAACACCAAGGCACUGACUGCAGGUCUGGCCAUUCCUUAAAUACACCUCCUGCAAUCAGCCUCAGGUGAUGGCUGACUGCAGGAGUGAGCUUCUGGUUGCUGAGAGCACCCGCUGGCCAGCCCUGGUACUGCAGCCCACAAGGCAGGUGAGUCCCACCACCAUUGGCGAGUCCAUUCCUGACACCA